GCGUCCUCCGACAGUAGCCGAGCGGGCAGCGCCAGCAGCAGCGAAGUGAGCAGCCGCCGCUCGAGUGCCACCAGCGUCGCGUCAUUGCCUGCGGAUGCCGUCGACGACGAAGACGCCUCGGAGCGUAGGGCGUCACUGAGAGGCGACGAACGAUCUGGUUCGGGACGAAAAGCUGCCAUGACGGGGCAGGGUUUCGUCCGCGUCAAAUUGCUCCAGGUGGAGCUGUUGCCCAACAACGGCCAAACGGGCGGACACGAGCCUUCGGACCUGCAGGCGCAAACGCAUCAGCAGCAGACGCCGGUGAGGCACGACAUCGUCGACCCUUUCUGCGUCGUGAACCUGAAGGAGGCCGAGGAGAUUCCGGGCAAAGGAGUCCAGUUAGCGCAGAGCAAGAAGUCUCUUUACCCGGAAUGGAACUCCUGCUUCGACGUCCAGAUUUUCAGAGGUUCUCUGAUGCACAUCCUGGUGAUGGAUCGUCCGAACCGGCAUCUGGCCGAUCUGCUGCUCAGCGCCCAAGUGCUGGCCGACAAGUGUCGUGAUGGGGAAGACGUCGUCAACGUCUGGCUCAAGCUCCGGCCCAGCGGCAAACUGAACGUCCAGGUUCGCCGCUUCCGCGAGGGUGAAGCCACUCCUCUCGAAGAAGAACCGAAGGCGGCCGGCGGCAUCACCCGCCGACGUGGUGCCAUCAAGCACCAAAAGGUCUUCGAGGUCAAAGGUCACAAGUUCAUCGAGAAGUUUUUCCGGCAACCCACCUUCUGCGCCUUCUGUAAGGAAUUCCUAUGGGGCUUCGGAAAGCAGGGAUAUCAGUGCAUCUCCUGCCAAGUGACCGUGCACAAGCGAUGCCACGACAAGUUCCUCGCCAAAUGCCCAGGAUCAGUGAAGGAGUCUCAAGCGACGCUGUACCUCCGGGAGAGGUUCAAGAUGGACGUCCCACAUCGGUUCCGGGUGCACAAUUACAUGAGCCCAACUUUCUGCGACCACUGCGGCUCUCUACUCUACGGACUCUUCAGGCAGGGGCUCAAGUGCCAACCACAUGUGUGCUAA
Molecule: messenger RNA, 1044 nt
Organism: Rhipicephalus microplus (southern cattle tick)
Lineage: Eukaryota; Metazoa; Arthropoda; Arachnida; Ixodida; Ixodidae
Product: putative protein kinase C delta type homolog
Biological process (GO): intracellular signal transduction; peptidyl-serine phosphorylation
Molecular function (GO): ATP binding; diacylglycerol-dependent serine/threonine kinase activity
Source: RefSeq, a predicted model, not a curated record